AGAAUAUGGGCGUGGCAGCCGGAACAUAACAUCAAUGAAAACAAAAUUUUGACAGAAGAAAAAUGCAGUGGCCGUGGCAGUACGAUUUUCCUCCCUUUUUCACCUUGCAACCUCACGCAGAAACGAGGGCUAAGCAGCUCUUGGCGUGGCGAAGUAUUGUCCUGGAUUAUUACAAGCAUACAAAAGAAAGCACAUUGGACGUGAGAGAGGCGCAAAGCAGUCCUCUUUUCUUCAAUUCCACGAUCAACCGAAAGUUGUCUCAAGAGGGUAUUUUAUUAAUCCUGGAGAACUUGCAAAAGACUGGAAAUGCAGAGCCUUUGGACAAAACAAAAAAUAGGUGGCUUAUAUUUUGGAAGUCUCCUGAAGAGUGGGGCAAGUUGCUUUACAACUGGGCACAAGCUAGAGGGAUGACCAACUCAGUAUGCACGUUAUUUGAGCUCGUGUCUGGGGAUGACACAACUGAUGAAGAAUUUUAUGGUUUGGACACCGAGAUCAUCAUUCGAGCAAUCCGCACCUUGGAAGUUGAGAGAAAGGCUGAAAUGAUGAUGUACGACGAUAACCAGGGCGUCAAGUUUUUCUGAACUAUAAAUUAAUAUCCUGUGAUUUAAUUGUGCUAUUACCAAAUUUUUGGUUAUAAAAUAUAAUUAUUAUAAA
Messenger RNA from Cloeon dipterum, 654 nucleotides. It is a transcript of the gene Vps25, whose product is annotated as vacuolar protein sorting 25. Gene Ontology annotation, cellular component: ESCRT II complex. The coding region runs from base 63 to 581 and encodes 172 amino acids. Gene Ontology annotation, biological process: protein transport to vacuole involved in ubiquitin-dependent protein catabolic process via the multivesicular body sorting pathway. Gene Ontology annotation, molecular function: protein homodimerization activity; structural molecule activity. Lineage: Eukaryota; Metazoa; Arthropoda; Insecta; Ephemeroptera; Baetidae. The transcript is spliced from 4 exons. The record is from RefSeq and is a predicted model, not a curated record.